AUGUUGAUAGCGACCACACGUCGUCCCGAUCAUAUUGCCAUCGACAUUCGAAUCUUGUUCACGGAUGAAAUUCAUUUACAAAUACCCACACCUUAUGAACGUUUUCAUAUCCUUUCUGCUUGUGUUCCUCAUGCUGAAUUCAACGUCAGCGCACUGUCAGCAAGAGCGCAUGCUUUUGUCGCUGCCGAUCUUGCGCAAUGGUGUAAGCGCGCUGAGGAAAAUGCAGCCUUGCAAGGCCGAGAACGUGUCACCAUGGACGACUUCGGACAUGUAUUUGAUCAGAUCCGAAUUAGUGGGUUUCAAAACAUGGCAGAGAAACCAGAUCCAGUGUAUUGGACAGACAUUGGUGGUCUUGUGUCUGCUAAAAAUGCGCUUGAAGAAUCGGCUGUGUGGGUCUAUAAACAUGCUGAUGCUUAUAAACGGUUAGGUAUUCGACCUUCUAAAGGGUUGCUUUUGUAUGGUCCACCAGGAACAGGCAAAACACUCUUAGCAAAAGCAGUCGCUACAGAAUCGUCUGCUAAUUUUCUUCCCAUCAGUAUUCCUGAUUUGAUUAAAGGCGAAGUGGGUGAAUCAGAAAAGGCAGUAUCAAGAAUCUUUCAAACGGCUAUUCGGUGUAGUCCUUGUGUUAUUUUUUUAGAUGAAUUGGAAGCUGUCUUUUCAUCCAGAGAGACUUCAGGGGAUGUGGGUCGAAAGCUUAUCACACAAUUUCUUAUUGAAAUGGAUCAUUUAGAUAAAAUUGAUCAAAGUGUGAUAUUACUAGGUGCAACCAAUCAUCUAGAAUCAAUCGACCAUUCUAUUUUACGGCCAGGAAGAUUAGAUCGUCUUGUGUUUGUAGGACCACCUACGCAACACGAACGUACUCAAAUUCUUAACGUAUUGAAACGCAAGACAAAACUCGACCCAAGUGUUGACUUAGAAGCCAUUGCAGCACAAACAGAAGGUUACACAGGUGCAGAUCUUCAAGCUGUCAUUCGAAAAGCAGGUCUUUUAGCACUCAAAAAGAAUCAACAUGCCAUUGAUCAAGACAACAUUGAAUCAGCAUUAAAAUACGUUUAA
Messenger RNA from Gilbertella persicaria, 1056 nucleotides. RefSeq names its product P-loop containing nucleoside triphosphate hydrolase protein. Bases 1 to 1056 code for a protein of 351 amino acids. The transcript has 2 exons. Lineage: Eukaryota; Fungi; Mucoromycota; Mucoromycetes; Mucorales; Choanephoraceae. Gene Ontology annotation, molecular function: ATP binding; ATP hydrolysis activity. The record is from RefSeq and is a predicted model, not a curated record.